GUGGUUUUGUUUGUUUGUUUCAUGUAGCAGCGCGUUUGUGGCUAGUGUUAAAGUCCAGUAUGGCAAGAAACGAAGAGAAACAACAAGGACGGCUAAACAGACUGUGGCUUCAGAAGGAACGAGAAGUGGGGCGACUCAAAGAUGCACGAGACCCAAGACCCAAGCUGUAUACCCUUAACACUUCCACUGCAGUGAAAAAGUGGAUUCCCAGUAUAAAGAAUGAAAUGGAAUAUUACUUGCAGCAGUCCCAGUUGACUCACUAUCCAGAAAGGAAGAUUGCAGAGUUUCAUCUUAAAAUUGAAGCUCUGGAAAAAGAAUAUAAAAGCUUUAUUACCAAACUGCGUAUGCUUGACCCUUCGUGUAAGCACCAGCCCUGGACACCUCGAGCCUACAAAGCCUACAAAAGACGAGCUGACAAGCAGGAAUCACACUGUGCUGUUAAAAAGCCACACGCAACGUUUAUUGAAGGGGGUGGUGAAUUGAAUGAAGACAUCAGUGGAGGGCGAAGUUGUACGGGAAAUCUAAAGACAUUUACAAGAGAAGCACUUCUGAACAACUCAGAAACCAGGAAGAUAAACCAGGCCCUGCCUAAUUUGGACAGCCCAGACCAGGAUUUACCUCUAUGUUUUGAUCAAUCACGGCUUGCAGUGGCAGUGGCACCAUUUAGAGGUGCAGCUGCUGCUUUGGGUUUGACUAAAACAAACAAUCUUGCCAGAGUUUUGCAAUCGGGUCUCCCGAAUUUAGGUAAUUCUGCAAUGACAUACUCCAGCCACCAAAACCUCACAAAUAGGAAUCAAAGACUGAAAGAACCAACAAAGUCAGAUGAGUGCAGAUAUUCCAUGUCUGAAAAACCACAGUGUGCCGCACAGAAGAGGCAUCUACUGGGGCUGGAUUGUUACUCCUCUUCAGAUGAAGAAGACAAUGCAGGAUGACCCGGGACAAUCAUGUCACAGUCAGAGAAAUGUAAAUACACGCUCACACAGAGCCAUGUCCACUUCAGCCUGGAGGGGGAACUUAAGGGCACACUGUAACGGUAUGUUUUAGAUAAACUGGGACAAUAAAAUAUUCAAGAGAUUAUUUCAAGUUAUAAUUUUUUUUUUAAAUAUGGCACUGUUUAUACAUAAUCUAUCUCAAUUAAAGGAAGGCUGCCCAGUGUAUUAAAAAAUUAUUAGUAUCACAAUAUUGGCUGACACAAUGAUUGAUUUUACAAGAAAAUAAAUAGACCUGUCACGGUCACC
Messenger RNA from Periophthalmus magnuspinnatus, 1238 nucleotides. RefSeq lists its product as uncharacterized. The coding region runs from base 60 to 932 and encodes 290 amino acids. Gene Ontology annotation, biological process: generation of catalytic spliceosome for second transesterification step. The record is from RefSeq and is a predicted model, not a curated record. Lineage: Eukaryota; Metazoa; Chordata; Actinopteri; Gobiiformes; Gobiidae. The transcript has 5 exons.